AUGGCUGGCCGCACACCGCAGAACCAGCCACAGCGACAGCCCAAACAACUGCAUGGGAACUUGCCAAUAACUCGCGGCAAAUGCUGGAGGAAGUACCGCCUCCAAGCUACAGCGGCGCCGCCGAAGCCAAGAGCGGCGCCUUCCGCAGAGGGACUGCGGCUUUCUGCGCGGCGCCCCCUACCGGACAGGCGGGAAAGCGCCGCGCAACUCAGACCACUGAAGGGGACUAGACGUAGUAAGUUCUCCAAGUACCCACCGGACUCAGGAGCCCAGCUGGCUUUGCCUAGUGCAUCCCGGCCGCGGGCGGAGCUGCCCGCCAGUCUCUGGCGCGCUGCCGCACUCCUCAGCCGUUGGGCGGUUGACGGGACCGGGUGCCGCGUAGCAGGAGGCCCAGCGAAAAUUCGAGCGCGGCGCCGGCGGGCCAUCACUGUUGGAGGACCCAGUGCACCCUCCGCAGCUGCUGGCCCGGGUGCUAAGCCUCUCACUGCCCAGGGCCGGCGGCGCCAGCCGACCGCUCAGAAUGCGGGGCGCGCCGAGCCUGCGCCCACCCAGAAGUCGCGCUGGACCUGCGAGCACCGCAGGCAGCCCAGGUUCCGGCCCGCGCCUCUCCCUCCACACCUCCCCGCCAGCAGAGGGAGCCCGCUCAGGCCUCAGCCAGCACAGAGAGGGGCUCCCACGGUGCAGCUGCGGGCUGAAGGGCUCCUCAAGCGCGGCCAGAGUGGGCUGAGGCCGAGGAGGCGCCGAGAGCCAGCGGGGGAUGCCAGCAAGCUGUCACCUCUCAGAAAUACAGGAAGAACAUCAAUAAUGUUCGAAGUUAUAAAUUGCGGAGAUCAGAAGUCAGAAAACAAGGUGUCUGCAGGACCAACCUCUCCUCUGGAUGCUCUAGGUGUUGAAAUUUCCAGGAUGCAAAAUGAAGGGGCAAUUCAAAACAUUCAUCUCCACUUCUCAAAAACAUGGUCCCUGUCACCAUCCACCUCGACUUCAUGUAUCUUCUGCUUCUACCUGUGUAACAAGUACAUGUUUUCUUGGCUUGAUUGAUUUGGUGAGCUGAAAGAAAGACACUGCUUCAUCAGAAUUCAAACAACAGAAAACAUCUCCCAGACAUUGCCACAGCUACUCCAACCUUCAUUACCCACCACUCUGAUCAGUCAACAGUCAUCAAUAUGGAAGCAAGACAUUCUACCAGCAAAAAGAUUCUGACUCGCUGAAGCUCCCAUGGUUUAACAAAUCAUUUUAAAGUAAGGUAUAUACAUAGCUUUGUAGACAUAAUGCUAUUGCACACUUAAUAAACUACAGUAUAGUGUAAACAUAAUUUUUUAUGCACUGGGAAGCCAAAAAUUUUGUGUGACUCACUUUAAUGCAAUAUUUGAUUUAUUGCUAUGGCCUAGAACUAAAUCUGUAAUAUCUCUGAGGUAUGCCUGUAAUCAAGGGGGUAAGUUAUUUAUCAACUCUUAUACAUCAUACUACCUCCUUACUAAAAAAAACUAACAAAACACAAUACUUAAUAUUAGGGAAAAAAUAAAGACAUUUAUUAUGAAAUUCAA
Messenger RNA from Gorilla gorilla gorilla (western lowland gorilla), 1544 nucleotides. RefSeq lists its product as uncharacterized. NCBI's taxonomy places the organism in Eukaryota, Metazoa, Chordata, Mammalia, Primates, Hominidae. The record is from RefSeq and is a predicted model, not a curated record. The transcript is spliced from 8 exons. Bases 1 to 1038 code for a protein of 345 amino acids.